AUGCCACGUCUUUCGCCCGCCUCAGCGAAAGCCAUUGAUCGCUUGAGAUCCUACAAAUCUCCAGACACAGUAUGGCCCGUAAUGCCGCUCUCGCGCAAGGCAGCCGUCCUGCUCCUGCUCUUUGCGGAUCCCAAUGGGGAGCUGAGAGUAGUCAUCACCAUGCGUGCAAGUACCCUGAGCUCAUAUUCCGGUCAGGCCGCCUUACCUGGCGGCAAAGCUGAAGAGGGCGAGACUGCCUUUGAAUGUGCAAGGCGUGAGGCUUCGGAAGAGAUAGGUCUUCCUAGGCGUGCGUCAGCUCUGCCACGCCCCUUCAGAGUCGAGCAUUUGUGUGAAAUGGCAACAAAUUUGAGCAAGAAUGCACUUGUGGUUCGCCCAUGCAUCGCAUUUCUCCAUUCUUAUGACCCCGAGACGGGAGAAGAUGCCAACGUGGCAGAGAAACUACUACCAAGAUUGGACGCGAGAGAGGUGGCGGCGGUAUUUUCGGCGCCUUUCAGAAACUUCUUGUAUAUGGAAGAUCUGCCCAACCAACCCAACCUUCCCGGCAAACCUAGUGACUGGUACAAGGGAAGCUGGACAGACUGGCACGAGAGUCGAUGGCGCAUGCACAAUUUCUUUGUUCCCGUCACCAACCAGAUCGUCUCCAAGCCGAAAAGAAACGAAGACCAAAAGGCCGUGGCAAGCCACCUGGACAAAUAUUCCAGGUACCGGGUGUUUGGCAUGACCGCCAGGAUUCUUGUCGACGCUGCGCGUAAUGCAUAUGACCAAGAGCCUACCUUUGAGCACAACUCUCACUUUGGAGACGAGGAAAUGAUUGUUCGACUAAAGGCAGCCGGCUUCUUGGGUGAGAUUAGAAAGCCGGGUGCUGAGUUGACAAAGCAGGACUUGAUCAAAGCUGCAAAUCUCUGA
Molecule: messenger RNA, 906 nt
Organism: Fonsecaea nubica
Lineage: Eukaryota; Fungi; Ascomycota; Eurotiomycetes; Chaetothyriales; Herpotrichiellaceae
Exons: 2
Coding region: 1-906 (301 amino acids)
Biological process (GO): coenzyme A catabolic process
Molecular function (GO): acetyl-CoA hydrolase activity; coenzyme A diphosphatase activity
Source: RefSeq, a predicted model, not a curated record